AUGCCACCAAGCCUGAAGGAUAAAGGCGGUCGGCUACUGGCCUUUGCCAAUGCUGGCAUAAAAAAUGAGCCUCAGUCACAAGUGGACAUCAAGUCAUCGAGCGUAGAGCCACUUCGCAAUGCUCCUACGCCUCCAGCUCCUUUGUCUCGCCCUGCUAGUUUUCCAAGAGAGAUCCAGGGGCUUGGUGGUAGAAAUACCGCGCCCCCGAGACAAAAUCACCCUUUCAGCCAACCACCGCCCCGUUCACCGCAGCUGUCAGUGGUAUCUUCUCCCAAUGGUCGUGGAAAACCCAACUCAAACGGUCGUCCAGAUCUUUUCUCUGGUUCACAACUUGAUGAUAAUUUCCUAGAGUCUGGCCUGACUACUCCAUAUAACGAGCCUGUUGAACCCGUUAAGCUUGGGCCCGAGUUAACUCACGAUCUCAAGAAGAACAUUCCACCACACCGAAUACCUGAUCGCAACCGAUUCCAACGUACGAUAAGUGAUUUAUUCACAGUUGGAGAUGAUCUUCGCAUGAACGUGAUCAGUCGUCCUCAACGACACAGUAUUGACCAAAUGGGCGAUGGUUUUCAGGACAAUGUGAAUGUUAGACAUGGAAAAGUCAACCCCCAUUAUGAUCAUGGUCGAGCUCGCAUCGAAUCGCCAGCAAGACCUGACUCUAGACUUCCUAUGCGUGAAGUGAGGAUUCGAAAAUCACACAGUGGCCGUACAGAAGCCUUUGAUGCGAAUCGGGUGAGGAGCCCAUCUCCCAAGCGUCAGCAGACGCCAUGGCAAAGUAACCACAGAAGCGAGAUCACACGACAGCCUGCCGUGCAGCAUGUGAAUGAUGAGGAUGUCUCCACAUCCUCACAAGAGGAGGAGCAUGCGACACCUAGGCCUAGGGCCGUCCAGCCGGUGAUCCAACGAACAGUGUUAGAGAGUGUACCAGCUGCUGUGGUUCCAGUCCCAAGAACGAAUCGCCCGGACAACAAACGGCGCCGCCCAGACCCAGAGUACAACGACUCUGCUUUGAGAUCUAUGUCAUUCAACACCCUUCAACAGCAACCUUUUGAUUUUGAUCCAUCAAAGGAUGAACAAAAGGGCACUGGGGUUAAUUCUGAAAACAUAGAAGCUAAGUUGGACCAGUUCCGUCAUGUUGAAGAGCAGGAACAACAUGACCUCUUUUCCAACAUGUCGAUCGAAAAUUGGGAAACGUCUGGGAACUGGUUUGUCAGUGAGUUUAGCGGUUUGAUGCAACGACUUAUGGAGUCGAGGAGACAUAAGCGCAAGAUCAUUCAGGAGUUUGAGCAGGAAGCGGCCGAUCGCGAGGAAGCCGUUCGUCUUAGAACAGAAGCCGUCGAUCGAAAGCUCUCCAGAAUGAAACAAGAUGGUCAACGAGUGGUGGAGGAUAAGACUUCAUGA
Messenger RNA from Fusarium venenatum, 1401 nucleotides. RefSeq names its product extracellular mutant protein 11-domain-containing protein. NCBI's taxonomy places the organism in Eukaryota, Fungi, Ascomycota, Sordariomycetes, Hypocreales, Nectriaceae. Gene Ontology annotation, biological process: nucleolar large rRNA transcription by RNA polymerase I. The record is from RefSeq and is a predicted model, not a curated record. Gene Ontology annotation, cellular component: RNA polymerase I core factor complex. Gene Ontology annotation, molecular function: TBP-class protein binding; RNA polymerase I core promoter sequence-specific DNA binding.